AAAUGUCAAAUUUUUGACAUGACUUCUGUGUUAUGUACAUCAGUCGGAUCAGUCGUCGGAGUGAUGAAAAUAUCUUGUCGAUUUUAAAGUAAAUUUCCAACCGAGAACUAGUAAACACUUAGACUAAAAAAGUAGUGAUUCCGGUAAGGAGGCGAUGUCAGAGAUCAUGGAAGUUGCAAGCAACUCUUUAAGUGGCCUGUGUCGGGUAUGUGCAAAACAGUCGGAUAAAGUUAUUGACCUAUUUACUGCUGAACAUAAUGGCAAAAGAUUCGUGGAUAUGCUUGUGUUUUGCCUGAAGCAACUGGUUCAUGAUAACGAUGGAUUCCCUGGAAUCAUUUGCGAUGAGUGUGGCACGGAUUUGAUCAAAGUGUAUGCAUUCCAUACACGUUACAAUGACAGCGAACAGCAUUUUCGACGAAUUCUGUCUCCGACAGUGAACAGAGUUAAAGUGGAAGUCGAAAGUGAAUCUGAUGAGCAGUGCCAAAACCAAAUAAAAACAGAAAAUGACGGACACAUCGUCGUUCUUCCCGAUAUCAGUUACUUUGAACAUUUCGAAACGCAGAGAGCACAGGACACUACGGCACAUGAUUCCAGUCGGUUUUACAAAGAGGAUCCGAUACAGAGGCGCCCGAAGAAUCCAAAAAAGAGUUCCGAAAGUAAAAAGACAAGACAGCGAAUGUCAUCCGACGGACACAAAUCGGAACUGUUCGAAUGUUUUCAGUGCAAGAAAUGCUUCAAUCGAUUCAGCAGCCUACAGCGACACGCCAGCACUCAUGCCGAUAAAGAAAAACCGUACGAAUGCACCGAGUGUCGGAUUCAAUUUGUCUACAUGAAAAGUUUGUUUCGUCAUCGUCGCCAGAAGCAUCCGGAACGUGUCUACGAAUGUGAAUACUGUCCGGAAGCGUUUGCUAGUCUGUCGAAAUUGAAAAGACACGCCCACGGUGUACAUAAAGAUGAAUUGAAGCCGUACAAAUGCGAUCUGUGCUCGAAAAUGUUCGUGCUUCGCUUUCAAUUGGCAUGCCAUCAGACCGACGACGUAUGCUCACAGAAUUUCCAAUGUACAAGUUGUGAUGAAACGUUUCCCUUGCAUCGUAUGCUGAAGACUCACAUUCGAGACAAACACACGAAUCAUUUAUGCGCAGAAUGUGGCAAAACAUUCAAGACCGUUCACCUAUUGGCUAGCCAUCAAAAUUUACACAAAUCAGACACCCCGUUCGCCUGCGAGCUGUGUCCUAAUCGUUUCAAGUGGAAGGCUGCUUUGACUACCCACAUGUUGGUCCAUACUGGGCAGAAGAAACAUGUCUGUGACAUAUGUGGCUCAUCGUUCACGACGAAAGGUUCCCUGAAUAAGCACCACUUAAUACAUACGGGAACUCGUCCUUUUCCAUGCGAAACGUGUUCGAUGCGCUUUUAUUCCAAGGACCAUCUCAAACGACACAUCAGAACUCACAGCGGAGAGAAACCCUACAAAUGCAACUAUUGUGAUAGAGCGUUCUCGCAGAGCAACGACUUAACCAAACAUACUCGCUCGCACGUCGGUCAAAAUAUGUACAAGUGUCCGGAAUGCCCGAAAGUAUUUCGAUUGCAAACGGAACUGAGGAAUCAUUCAUACGAACACUACAAUGCGGCGAAAGCAGCUGUUCAAGAAAGUUAGUGUAAUCCAUAAGAUUUAUAUCACAGCUGUGAAUUUUGUCGAUUAAAUGUCUGAUUAAUGUAAUUG
This is a messenger RNA of Bradysia coprophila, 1720 nucleotides long. RefSeq lists its product as uncharacterized. NCBI's taxonomy places the organism in Eukaryota, Metazoa, Arthropoda, Insecta, Diptera, Sciaridae. The record is from RefSeq and is a predicted model, not a curated record. Gene Ontology annotation, cellular component: nucleus. Gene Ontology annotation, biological process: regulation of transcription by RNA polymerase II. Gene Ontology annotation, molecular function: zinc ion binding; RNA polymerase II transcription regulatory region sequence-specific DNA binding; DNA-binding transcription factor activity, RNA polymerase II-specific.